GUCUCUCUCGUCUCUUCUCUCACACUUUGAUAAGCCACUGAAAAACCCUACUCCUUCGGUCUUUCCUAGUCUCUCCAAUGGCGAAACUCUGAACUAAGCCGGGAAGCAGCUCGGAAAUGAACCCCGUUCAGUCCCCGACGCCUCCGUUGUCGACCCCUGAGCUCAUCGACCUCGUCACCACCGCUCUCACCUCCAAGAAAUCCCAGUUCGAGACCCUAAUCCCGCACAUCCCACACCUCACGCCGUCUCUCCUCCUCCCAAUCUUCGCCUCCAAAACCCUAGCCCGCCGCCCCAACACCCUCCUCUCCUUCUUCAAAUGGUGCCAAUCCCACAACCCUUCCAUCUCCCGGUCCCCGUCCCUCCUCCUCUCCCUCCUCCCGCCUCUCUUCUCGUACCGGAAGUUCCCCGACGCAAAGAGUCUCCUCGUCGCGUUCAUAUCGUCCGACCGGAAGCACGAUCUCCACAAAUUGAUCCUCUCCCCCGAUCAGACUGUCCCAAGGCCGUCCAAGGAUCUUCUGGACACUUCGAUCGGGGCGUAUGUCCAAUGCGGUCAUCCGCACCUGGCCGUGCAGAUUUUUAACAAGAUGAAGCGGUCGGGGAUGCGGCCGAACUUGCUCACCUGCAACACCCUUCUAAAUGCCUUGGUGAAGUACCCUUCUCUGCAUUCAGUCCAGCUGGCUAGGGAGGUUUUUAGUGAUGUCUUGAGGAUUGGAGUAUUGCCGAACACGAGGACUUGUAAUAUUAUGAUUUGCGGUUAUUGUUUGGAGAAUAAGAUUGACAAGGCAUUGGAGUUUGUUAAUGGAAUGGUCGACGAGUUUGGGUGUGUACCUGAUAAUGUGACUUAUAAUACGAUAUUGGAUGUAUUGUGCAAGAGAGGCAGGUUGAAAGAGGUGAGGGAUCUGUUGCAGGAUAUGAAGGAUAGGGGCCUGGUGCCGGACAGGAAUACCUUUAAUAUAUUGGUUUGUGGGUAUUGCAGGUUGGGGUGGUUGAAGGAGGCGGCUCAGGUGAUAGACUCGAUGAUGCAGAACAACAUGAUUCCCGAUGUUUGGACGUAUAAUAAGUUGAUCAGCGGGUUUUGCAAGGAGGGUAAGCUUGAUCAGGCAUUUAGGGUUAAGGAUGAUAUGGAGAAUUCUAAGUUGUUGCCAGAUGUGGUGACAUAUAACACUUUGAUCGAUGGGUGCUUCAAAUGGAGCAGCAGCUCCGAGGCAUUUGAGUUGAUAGAGGAAAUGCAGGAGAAAGGUGUGAAGCUCAAUGCAGUCACGCAUAAUAUAAUCAUUAAUUUGUAUUGCAAGGAAAAGAAAAUGGAUGAAGCUAGCGACGCCUUGCUGAAAAUGGAAGAAAGUGGAAUCUCUCCAGAUUGUGUCACUUAUAAUACUUUGAUAGAUGGAAACUGUAAAGCAAACAACUUGGAAGACGCUCUGAGGCUGAUGCAUGAGAUGGGAAAUAAAGGUUUGAAAAUGGAUAGCUUCACUCUGAAUACUGUUCUCCAUGCUCUUUGCAGGGAGAAAAAGCUUGACAAAGCCUAUGACACGCUCUGUAGUGCCAGCAAGCGCGGUUAUUUUGUCGAUGAGGUUAGUUAUGGUACCUUAAUCACAGGUUAUUUCGAUGAUGAAAAGAUUGAUAAAGCUUUGGAGUUAUGGGAUGAGAUGAAGGAGAAGGGGAUCACUCCCAGCAUUAUUACCUAUAAUUCUCUCAUAGCAGGUCUCUGCCAGUUCGGAAAAACUGAUGAAGCAAUGAAGAAGCUGAUUGAGCUUCUACAUAGUGGUGUAGUCCCAGAUGAAACCACAUACAACACAAUCUUGAGUGGUUACUGCAGGGAAGGAUUUUCUGAGAAAGCAUUUCAACUUCAUAACAGGAUGGUUGAAAAUUCAUUUAAGCCUGACGUCUUUACAUGCAAUAUUCUACUUAGCGGUCUUUGCAAGGAAGGGAUGCUAGAGAAGGCUCUCAGACUCUUCAGCACGUGGAACUCCAAAGGAAAAGUUACAGAUGUGGUUACCUAUAACACACUGAUAUCAUGCUUGUGUAAAGAAGGUAGAUUUGAGGAGGCGUUUGAUCUUCUUGCGGAAAUGCAAGUAAAGACGAAGGGUCCUGAUUCUUAUACAUAUACUGCCAUUGUCAGUGCUCUCACUGAUGCUGGUAGAAGGAAGAAAGUGGAGGAGCUUAUCUCUAUGAUGGUUGAAGCAGGGAAAUUAACAGAUUUCUCUUUAGACAAUGAGCAGGCACAAAACGUUGUGAUUAAUGAACCUCCAGAGGAGCUUGAUUCAUUUUCUAUUGUCCAUUCAGAACAGAUAAUUCAGCUAUGUUCUCAAAGUAAAUACAAGGAUGCUAUGUUAGUUUUUGAAGAUUCAAAACAGCAGGGUGUUGUCCUAAGCAAAAUGGCCUACAUCAGUUUGAUGGCUGGGCUCAUUAAAAGAAGAAAGAGCGUCUCUAGGGUUGGAAGACAGUAAUUAUGUUUUCUCAGGUUGUUAAAUUAAUAUUGGCAACAUGGGGGCAAAGCCGUUGAUGCUGUGUUUUGUGACCUUGCACCAAAAGGAUAACCUGCUUCGAGGUAUUGUCACCCUCUCCCUCCUCUCCUGUUCCGUGGGCUCCAACAUCAAUACUUUCGUGCUCAGCGAUGCUCAUAACUCGGAGCUAGGCUUUGAUUAGUUUUGAUAAAACUGCUUCCUGGUGGAAAAUUUUUGUAUUAGGAAACUUUUUCAUGGGAAACAAUUUACGUAACAUUUUUUCAGUAUUUGGUCCAUAUGCAAGAACUUGGCUUUUAUGAUGUCUCUGAUCGGUGAAAAGCACCUCUAAGGCUGCACCGGGAUUUUUGAAUAACUGGAGAUUCAGUCUCUUCUAUUCCUGUUCCAGGAAAAUGUUUGUGGUACCAUGUGAGGUUGAACUGCAAUGCAAGCCUCAACUUGUAGGUAAUUGGUGAGAGUUUAAGAGUUGCUGACAUACCUAGGGCAGCGCUGAAGAGAAAUAUGCUGGCGCUUUUUAAGCCUAAUUGAAAGCAUUAUUCUCCAGUGCGGGUAAGUCGAAGUAAAUCUCUUCUCAGAAGAAUAUCAAAUUGGGACAUUACCUUGCUGGCCAAGAAACUGUGGUGUUACUUUUAUUUGUCUUUGACCGUCAAGUGUAACAGGUCCAUUGAAGGGAUACAUAAAGCUUUAAUAGAGUUGGAGAUGGAAUUGCAGUUGGCUUAUUUUGUUUGAAGCCAAAGAGGACAAUGAUGAUUAUCACACUUGCUCUGGAACUGGGCAAAUGACCCGAGUGGCGUGCUGAGAAUCAUGAAUUUUCUAGUCAGGUUAAUUCAGUUCUAAAUAAAGAAGCAAGAAUCGGGUGCAAAUUCUUUCAUAAGAGUGAAGAUUAUUGAGUCUCGCAAUUGAGAUAUAAGUGAGCGAGUAGCGUCGAAGGAACUCGUGAGCAGCAGUAGCUUGAAAGCCAUAGAAAUCCUGAAAAUGGGAAAGGGAAAUUUUCGCCUGUACAUCGAUGAGAUUGAUUGAUUGUAAAUGCAUAAUAAUCCAAGCACCCCAUUGUACGUCUCACCUGUUCUUGUGUCAAUACUGUGUACCCUCGCCUUAUCAUUUCACUUAGCUUUUGCAGCGGGAGGUUGCCAGUGAAUGUGAACGGAGAUUCAAACCUGGAUCAGGGUUCUUCGCCUCGGUCAAUUGUAAUUUUGUACUUUCGGUUACUAAAUGUUUCUGCUUUGUGGUCGCAUUCCAAAAUGUGGCAUAGACAUGACUCGAAACACAUUUCAUCAAUGUUUCCAAGGCUAAUAUGUACAGAUUUU
This is a messenger RNA of Rhodamnia argentea, 3769 nucleotides long. RefSeq names its product pentatricopeptide repeat-containing protein At2g16880. The record is from RefSeq and is a predicted model, not a curated record. Lineage: Eukaryota; Viridiplantae; Streptophyta; Magnoliopsida; Myrtales; Myrtaceae. The transcript is spliced from 2 exons. The coding region runs from base 117 to 2447 and encodes 776 amino acids. Gene Ontology annotation, molecular function: protein binding.